This is a messenger RNA of Prorocentrum cordatum, 1589 nucleotides long. Lineage: Eukaryota; Dinophyceae; Prorocentrales; Prorocentraceae. The record is from the annotation of a GenBank genome assembly.
AGUGAAGGGUCAAGCUGCCACGCCGUUCUGCCCAUGUAGAUUUCUUGCCAGUACUACUGCUGGGCUGCUGCUCCAUGGAUCGUGGAUUGUUAGGCAGAGGUGGCGAGGAAGUAGAGAUGAGGAGGGUGGUCUCUCAAUCUAGCAGCGCAGCUUCGCGCAGCGGUCUGGAGACGCUGGGAGCGGCAAGCUUGGCCGAUGAAGAUUAUCGCGUGCGGCGCACAGUGCCUGCUCUGGCUCUGGCAGCUGUUUCGUUGACAGUCGUAGUAGCGUUUGCGCUUGCAGCAGCGGUGUGGGGAGGCUCGGGAAGAAAACACGUCGUUGCUCUGCCUGCCACAGUGCGCAUGCUGGGCACUUGUGGCGGUGCAUCUGGGGAAGCAGCUGCGGCUGAGCGAGGGGGUGGGGAAAAAUGUUUCUGCUUGUUCACUGGCCACUGCUUGGACCUCUGGAAUUGUGGGGAGAAGUCGGUUGAGCAGUGCCAGCGCGAGUCCUGCCAAGACAGGGUGGCCCUGGAGAUUACGGAAACUGCAGCAACAUUCUACAACAUGAAAGACCACCAGGACUUGCUGACAAUACCCGUUUCUUACCACGAGACAAUCGUAUCGAUGAUAGCAGCGUGCCCGGGAGGAGAAGCGGAAGGUUUGCUCACUUCGCUCCUAGACGCUGGGCGGCGCGUAUUCGUGGAAGCCGGCGUUGGUGGCCCGGGCACGGUCGAGGCAGAGAUGCAGUGCGUGCACCUUCCCAGCACCAUCUCCGUUCACUGGCUGCAUGUCCACACCUUCAUCGGAGAGGUUGGAAACGGCGAGGGUCUUCCAGCUCGGCCACCCGACGCUGUCUGUGCUCCUGUCAAUCUGACCUCUGCGGAAGCCGCGCGGCAUAUGCUGGCACACGCAGCGUAAAUGAGGUGUUCUGGGAAGUGGCUGGCUCAGCCGAGUCGUAGCGCAUAGAUCCUGUAGUAAUGCAGAUUCACGUGCUGUAGGAGGUGCUGCGGUCCCCGCAUCGCAUCAGUGCCUAUUACGCUGUACGGUGAUCGUUGUUGACGGGCACGUAUGGUUUGCAUUAUAUCACUAAGCUUGUACUAGUUGUUUGCAGCAUGUGCGAGACGCUUAGCCGAUCUAUCGCGGGGCGAACAGAUGAAGAAUGCAGAUGCGGUGCUGGUUAGUGCUUGCUGCGUAUUCGCAGAUAUCGCUGUUCAGACGCAUGUGUCGCAUUCAUGUGCCUUCAUCACACAAGCACUGCCGAAUGUGCUGUGUAUAGUCCGCUCGCAUGGGGUGCGCAGGUUGUGCGCUGGGAGGGCCAUCGAGCAUGGUAUGUGGUGCACCAGUACUCCCAAUGCACGCCAUGCUUAUUGCAUUCAAGGUGCGCGCGUUGCGCGAGUUCAUUUUCCUGGAACGAAAGGGGCUAUCCAUUUUCAAAGUAUGUGGACCCCAUGGGGCUCAAUUUUCCAUUCACGACGUCUGACGUCGACGACCUUGUCACACUUUGUAAAGCUAUCCUGGCUGCCGUCAUGCUCCUGUUGAUGGUUGUUGUGCCGAAAAUGGCCCCUUGCGAUCAAUGAGACGAGACGGCCAGUACAUGCGUGAUGCGAGUCG